Molecule: messenger RNA, 6095 nt
Organism: Ostrinia nubilalis (European corn borer)
Lineage: Eukaryota; Metazoa; Arthropoda; Insecta; Lepidoptera; Crambidae
Gene: Axn
Product: axin
Exons: 19
Coding region: 385-2388 (667 amino acids)
Biological process (GO): positive regulation of proteasomal ubiquitin-dependent protein catabolic process; cell development; negative regulation of canonical Wnt signaling pathway
Cellular component (GO): nucleus; plasma membrane; beta-catenin destruction complex
Molecular function (GO): ubiquitin protein ligase binding; beta-catenin binding; protein kinase binding
Source: RefSeq, a predicted model, not a curated record
UGCAUCAACACCAUGGCGAAAGCGACGUCAGUCGUGUGAAUAAAUUUUUGUUUUCUUAGUGAAAACAUUGUUUUCGUUACGUUUUAGUGCUACAAGACGCUUGAUAAAGUUAUUUAAAGUGUUACACAUAUACUUAAGUGACUGACUUUUUAUUGAAAGUUCCAAAAUAAGUGUGUGAAAUUGUAACGAACUCUGGGAUCACUUUGGGAUUCAGGUGUCAACGAGGAUGAUAUUAUCCUCAUACCCGGCACCGUUCAGCUAAGUUUUAAUAAAGAUAUUGUUAAGGCGGCAGGCUACACAAUCAUAAAAAUGCAGCGGCAAUAAGCUGCUACGCAGGUGGUUUCUCGCCAUGCAGCGCGCGGGUGGGAGAAGGGCCUGUGCGCCAUGAGCCACACUCCUAUCGGCGGCCACCCGCAAGGUUGGGAUCACAAGCUUGCUGACAGGUCGUCGCUACCGCCAGCUUCAGGGGAGGAGAAGAGCAAAUCUCAGUCCAAAUAUGUGUUCACACAACCACAUUCAAAGUCGGGCAUGGUGUGGCGCGAGCAAACCGAGGGCUCGUCGGGCAGCUCGGCGCGCUCGCCCGUGUCGCCGCCCUACAUCCGCUGGGCGCGCAGCCUGCCCGAGCUGCUCGAGGACGCGGAAGGCGUGCGUUUGUUCCGCAAGUUCGUGGGCGGCGCGGGCGGACUGCACGUGGAGCGGCUCAACUUCUACUUCGCCGUGCAGGGCCUGCGCCAGGAGACCGACCCCGCCAAGAUCCGCCAGGUCGUCUCCGCCAUAUACAAAUUUCUCCGCAAGUCUCAGCUAGCGAUGCCGGAAGAGCUGAAGCAGCACGUGAAGCAGAGCCUCAAGGAUGGCUCCAACAUCGAGCGUACUAUCUUCGACAACAUGGAGAAGGAGGUGACGCGCGCCAUCAACGAGACGACGUACCAGGCGUUCCUGAGCUCGGAGGCGUACGUGUCGUACGUCAGCGCCGCCACGCAGCCGCUGUCCUCGCCCGACGCGUCGCCGCCGCACCCGCCGAGAGAGGUGGCGGUAUCCAGCGGCCUAGCCACGCUGCACGAAGGGCAAGAGCUGGGCUCGAGCGCGGGCGGCGGGUUCGCGCCCGCGCGGCUGACGCACGACGCGCUGCUCGCCACGCAGUCGCGCCGCCUUCACGCCGACGUCGCACCGCACCGCAAGCGUUCGGUGUACAGCGCCCACGUGACGUACGCCGGGUACUGCCCCGGCUCGCGGCACGACUCCGACCGCGCGUCGCUCAGCAGCGGCCGCGCCGACAGCGACGCCGUGUCGCUCUCCGGCAGCAGCGUAGAUGGCAUGUCGAUGCGCACGCGGGAACCUCGUCACCACCGACUGCACGGGCUGGACCGCCACGCGCCGCUUAACAAGGAGCAGGACACCGCCAUGAUGAUUCCUCGGACACAGCGCAUGCAGGCCGAGCAGCUGCGAGUGUUGCCGCCGGACGAGUUCGCGCCGCUGCUCAUCGAGAAGUUAGAGCGCGUGCGCCGCGACCAGGAGACCAAGGAGCGGCUCGAGAGGCGCCUCGCGGAGGGCGACGGCGAGGAGCCGUCGACGCAGGCGCUGCCGCCGCAGCUGGUGGCGGCCGCCAUCCGCGAGAAGCUGCAGCUCGACGACGACAACGACCAGGACAUAUUAGACCAGCACGUGUCGCGCGUGUGGUCGGAGCGCACGCCGGGCGCGUCCCCGCCGGGCGGGCGGCGUGCCCGGACGCGUCCGCACGCGCGCCGCGCGCCGUCCGCGCUGUCCGCUGACUCCGGACACUACGACGCGCCGUCCGACGCGCACCACUCGCACGCCGCCUCCAAGAGAUCAUUCAGCAAGAAAACCGUCACGGAGCUCACCGACAGCGGCGUAUCAGUAGUCAGCGAGGGAGCGAGCGUGGAGCCUCGCAUCUUGCUCUGGAUAGCCGAGGGCUCGGAGCGACCACAGAGGCGGUUAGAGCGCAUGGAGCGGCGCGCGCAUCGAGACUUGUCGUCGCGCGCGUCGUCAGCUGAUCGGGAUGACCACCGCCGCCGGGACAAGCAGCAGCAGAGGCCGCGCGGCAGCGCCAGCGGCGGCGGCGGCAGCAAGUCGAGCAGCACGAGCGGCGGCGGCGGCGGCGGCAGCGGGACCGCCGGUACCGAUACACACACCGUGGUGGUCGUAUCGUUCCUGGACGAGGCCGUGCCCUACCGCUUCAAAGUACCCGCCGCGCCGCUAACGCUCAAACUCUUCAAGGACUACCUGCCUAGGAAGGGGAACUACCGAUACUUCUUCAAGACGAACUGCGCGGACUUAGACACGGUGAUCCAGGAGGAGGUGUGUAACGACUCCGACACGCUGCCCGUGUUCGACGGGAAGGUCAUGGCGCGCGUCAAGACCAUCGACUAGGCGCCACAGACUACCGGAUGACAGCGAGACCAUAGACUACACUACCGAAUGACGAGACCAUCGAUUAGCCGCCACAGACUAAGCAAUCGAUCGACGGUGAACCCAUCGAUUAGGCACAGAUAGGGUUGCCAGGUGUCCGACUUUAGCCGGACAUGUUUGGCUUUUUACGGUCGUGUCCGGCCAAAAAUUGUUUUGUCCGGAUGUCCGGCUUUUUUUAUUUUUAUGUGGUUGCCGCGCCAGGCGAAAGUCUAGCUGCGGAAUAAUAUCAAGCGCACGCAUCAGGAUGCUGGGCAACCAAUGAUGAUAGAAUUCACUCGUAAGCUACGACACUAAUUGCAUGUCCGGGUUUAGGGUUAAAUGUCCGGCCAAAUGAAGCACAGAGUCCGGAUUUUGUGUUUUAGGACCUGGCAACCCUAACCACAGACUACGCGCUAUAAUGUAUGACUAUAAUGUAGUAGACUCCAUCAUUUGCCUGCUUUUAAGGCUUCUGGCUUAGUAGACACCAUUUAAACUGUUCACCACACCAUUUCUGUAUUAAAAUAUUUUCGGCAGGCUUAACUGUUAGGCUGAGGUGCACCACAUUACUUUAACCGUAAAUAUAAUCGUAACCGGUGUUUUUGUAUGGAGUUUGACAGGAUUAGGACGUUUGUUAUUGUUAUGAAGAUGGUGCAAUCCAGCCUUAAUCUUUGAACUUUUUUUUUAUAAUAAUUAGACAGUGCAACUUAAUCCAGUGUCUUUCAAUAAAUAUGUGUGUUAUAUUGGUGUCUAUUAACCCAUACACAUCGUAAGUAUCUUAAAAUCGUUUUAUGGUCUAACAGCUGUCGUUAGAUAUAAAAACUGGUAGUCGACCAGAGUUCGUUAAAUCAAAAUUAUCGCUCAUAAACCCCAGUCACAAAAUAUUUGACUGCUGGUUGCCAAACGCUAUAAAUAUGCCAGUAAAAUAGCCACUGGUAUUUAGCCUGGUUAUACCGCCAAAUUGUAAACAUCAGUAGGAGUUUAAGUGCAAUGUGAAUCAGUUGAAUACCAGUUUUCGUCGCUCUGUCCCGCUCCGCCUAUAAAUAUUUGUAUCCAUAUUUGAAACUCUUCCCAAAUUCAAAUUGUUUGUUUGUUAAUAAGUGUCAUCAAUGUGAACAAUGAUUGUGCUGUAUGAAUCUAUUACAUCAAUAUUUAUUAUAAUUUCAAAUGUGACGUGAAACAAUAAGUUUUGUAAGUGUAUGAUAGGUUUAAUGUACAUUGAUGUAUUGUGUUGAACUACUGAGUAACGUGAGGCGUGAUUGUGGGCGGGCCGGCAGGGCGACGCUAGUGUUAACACUUUAUUUAUUUAAACAACUAAAACGUAGAUUACACGAGCCCCUCGUGGCCACGUUGUAUAAACUUCUGUUCCUCGUCGUCUCUUAGCUUUUGAUUUUAAUUAUUUUUUUACUUGAGCUAGUUGAGUACGCUUACUACUGUACGAUAUUUUUAUUUUGGAGUACGACAGUUAUGCGAUUUCUUAAAUAAUAUUCCUAGUGUUACAUGAAUGACUGCUUAGUUUGUAUAUUUUAAAUUAAUGUGUUAGAUAUACAAGAUGUGUUCUGUUUAAAAUAUAUACUUUCGUUAUAAUUGAGGAUUCGGAAAUUGUGACUCUUUCAAUGAAAUAUCGCCAUCGACUACAGAAUAUUUGAUUAUUGUUAGUACUUUGUAAUCUUUGAGAGUUCAAUUUAUUUUUAGUAUCUAACGGCUACAUUUUUUGGUUUGUGUAAAAAUAUAUUCUUAUAAAAACAGGAAUAACCAUCUGUUCUGUGAUCGACGGCAGUUCGAUUCAAAAUUCACGGUACAUUUAUAAUGGGAUCUCAAUGAAUAUCAAUUAUGCUCUAAUGAAUUAAGUGGACAGUUAAAAUAAAUUAUUUCCGUUCUGCAGCUGUGAAUAGGACUAAUUAGACAGAUAGGAGUAAGAGUACAUUUGUUUAUUCCACCUUAGUGGCCAGUCGGCGUCGUUGGAGGGUUUGUUGAUCCAUUUAUAUUUUCACUAAAACAUAAUAAUGACUGAAUUUCCCUAAACUUUACAGUUUCUCAACCACUACAUUUAAGACACAUCGAGCAUUAAAAUAUCAGUUCCACCAAGAAAUACGACAAACGUUGCAACCACGCCGACUGUCACAAUACGUUGCUACUGCGAAAUGAUUGCCAGACUGAGUUUCCCUAAGUCAACUUAGUUCGAUAGCUAGUCCCGUUCGCUCGCGCGCCGCCACCCGAGGUUGCCUACAUUUAGCAGAUCCAAGACACGAUAUUCUUUCUGACUAGUCAUGCACGUAACUUAGAAUUUGAAAACUAAAAUGUAACUUGAAGAACAAACUGUAAAACUUAUCUCUCUGAAUAACUUAGCUGAUACCGUCUGUUAUUGUUCUGCCUUCGUCUGCAUCGAAAAGGAAAUCGUGUGUUGGCGCCGCGCCGGCCUCUGAUGAGUGGCGCGCGGGCGGCCGUUCCGUACAGUACUUAUUACUUGCAUAUUGUAAAAUAUAAGUAAGAUAGAUUGUCAUGUCCGGUCCAAAGAUACGGUCAGCGGCACAAGCGUGCGCCAGGAGCUACCCUUAAUUUAAGCAACGAUGUUUACUACUGUUUAAAUUUGCCACUAUUUUCUUUUAGAUACUUUAUUUUUGUCUCCUGCGGGACGCGCCUGCGCCGCCGGCCGUACCUCCUAAAGAUAUAGGAGUGUUGCCAGCGAAACGAGUGCACCUAACGAAUGCACAAUUAUGAGAAUCGGGUGCGGAAACAUGUGCCUUCAAUGUUGAUAAAUUUUUCAUAGUUGAUGCUUCUAAUUAGAUGUAAGUUAACACUUGUAAAUAUAGAUUUAACGCUACGUCGAUUCGAACUCUAUUUUUUAUUAAUUUAAUUAAAAUCUUUUUUUUAUUUAUUGCCUAAGAUUGCGUUAACGCGCUCCCAAUACGUCUCGGACGCAGAUUUAAAUGAAUUGUUUAUCUAUCCGCCCCCAGUGAGGGCCAAUAUUUAGCCAAUUUUAUGUGAAAAUUCUUUACUUAUUGAGUUGUAGUUCGUUGCCAGCGGGCAUUAGAGGCUCGGUUAACGUCGUCUUCUUUCACUGCCAAGAUGCUUUCCAUAUACAAAGAUCGCUUGUACUUCUUUGGAAUAUUUUUGGUUUUAUUGUAUUUUUUUGCAGUUUUAUGCGAAAUUGUCUAAGCUUUAGUAUGAUUACGAGUUAUUUUUUGUAACUAAACCUUUUAAUAAAUGUUAUGUAUAAUGAAAACGUGGCGGGUAUCAAAUACUUGUGUCUGAGACGUCCAACACGUUGACAUCGUUUCAAGAUCACAAACGUGACCGCGUGUCGGUACGACAAUAUGUAUAAAUAGAUGAACUAUAUCGUUUUUAAAUUAUAUAAGGCACUUUCCCCACACUAGUUUCGAAAAGUACCUUUAUAAUGUAAUACCAAAAUGUCCUUGAGGGCUCAAAAAAUACGUCGAGUUAAAAUUGCUUGUUAAAAAUGUAUAAAAUAUAAUGUUUUCCAAGUCUAGAGUGUACACGGAUGUGGGAACUAAUAAGUAAACGAUUUGUAUUAAAAUAUUGAAGUACUAAAUAAAGUAUUACUUUCAACAAUGAUACAUGUAACGGUCGACGGCCGCAAUAAAUAGUAAAGAAUUCCACUAAUCGGACUGUAUUAUUUUUUUAUCUAGCACAUGUAACAUUUAAAAAAUAAACUGGAACUGUGCCAUAUG